Naegleria gruberi is the source of this 522-nucleotide messenger RNA. RefSeq lists its product as uncharacterized. The transcript is spliced from 2 exons. The coding region runs from base 1 to 522 and encodes 173 amino acids. The record is from RefSeq and is a predicted model, not a curated record. Lineage: Eukaryota; Heterolobosea; Eutetramitea; Acrasida; Naegleriidae.
AUGUCGGAAAGUGAAUCAUUAAAUUCCAUCACCACAAAUGAUGAUCAGCAGCAAAUAGUUGUAACAGAGGAAGGGAAGAGUGAAAUAAACGAGGAAAUUGAAACUUUGGGAGAAGGAGAAAAUAAUAGACCAUCACCACUUAUACCUAAAGAAUUAGUUUUUGAUUCUAAAUUGAUACAAUAUAUUUCCGAGUAUAGAGAUGAAAUUAAGAUGAAGCCGAGAUGUGAUUUGUUGGAGUGUGAAGCUAAAUCAUUGGAAGUUUUAAUUAAUGAUCAAGGAUUUAAGUAUGUGACGAGAAAAAUGAUGGGAAAAGAACAUUUGGAAGAAGCUUUUUUCAUUGAAUUUUUAGAAAGCUAUUGCUUAGAUUAUUACAAUUUCAUAAAUACGGGAGAGGAAUUAAAUCAUGAUGAAGAGGAAAUUCAAACCCCUGAAGAGGAUACAUCAUCAUCAACUACAAAAGUACAAUCCAAUGUUGUGAUUGAAGAGUUGACCAAUACUGAAGAUCUGAAACAAAAUGAAUAA